This is a messenger RNA of Yamadazyma jaroonii, 2886 nucleotides long. NCBI's taxonomy places the organism in Eukaryota, Fungi, Ascomycota, Pichiomycetes, Serinales, Debaryomycetaceae. The record is from the annotation of a GenBank genome assembly.
AUGGUUGACAAUAAUAUUGAAACAAUUGCUAAGAUUUUGGAACAAUCUUUACUUCCUCAAUAUGCUAAACAAUCAGAGCAAGAAUUGAAGAGUAUUGAAAAUGUUCCAGAAUUCUCUAUCAAUUUAAUGAAGAUUAUUUCAUCGAACUUACCUGAUUCUAUUAGGUUGGCAGGAGUUUUAUUCUUGAAGAAUUUGAUUAAAAGGAAAUGGGUUAAUGAAAAUGGGGAAUAUCUUUUACCUAUGGAAGAUGUUGGAUACAUAAAACUUGAAAUCUUGAAUAUUAUGAUAUCUUUACCAAAUUUCUUACAAGUACAAGUUGGUGAAUGUAUUUCAAUCAUUGCUGAAUCAGAUUUCCCCCAUAAUUGGACCAAUUUAAUCGAUGAUUUGAUUGGGAAAUUCAGUGAAAGUGAUUUUAACACCAAUAAAUCUAUUUUACUCGUAAGUCAUUCCAUAUUUAAGAAAUGGAGACCUUUAUUUAGAAGUGAUGAAUUAUUCUUAGAGAUUAAAAUGGUUUUAGAUAAAUUUGCCCAACCUUUCAUGAUGUUAUUAACUAAAAUAGACGAAUUGAUUGAUAAUUGUCAAGAUAUCAAACAGUUAAAUGUUUACUUGGAAAACUUGUUAUUAUUGAUUCAAAUUUAUUAUGAUUUAAAUUGUCAAGAUAUACCUGAAUUCUUUGAAGAUAAUAUGAUGGCAGGAAUGAAGAUCAUGCAUAAAUAUCUUAAUUAUGAGAACCCUUCAAUCACUGAUGCUUCUAAUGAUGAAGAAGUCGAUACUUUGAUCAAAAUAAAGACAUCUAUUAUAGAAUUAAUCAACUUAUAUUUAACUAGAUAUACUGAAAUCUUUGAACCAUUGAUUGAAAAUUUCAUCACCACUAUUUGGGAAUUAAUCACCAGUUUCAUCACUAAACAAAUCAAAUUUGAUUUAUUGAUUGUUAAAUGUUUACAAUUCUUAACUUCCAUCAUUAAAAUCUCCAAUUAUUCCAAGUUUUUCAAUAAUGAAAACAGUUUGAAAGAGAUCUUGAAUAAAAUCAUUUUACCUAACAUUAUUGUUAGAGAUAGUGAUUUAGAAAUGUUUGAAGAUGAACCUAUUAAUUAUGUGAGAUUUGAUUUAGAAGGAAGUGAAUAUGAUUCAAGAAGAAAAUCAGCUACUGAUUUCUUAAGAGAAUUAAAAGAAGUUAAUAAUGAAUUAUUAACCAAGACAGUAAUGGAAUAUGUUGAUAAAUUUUUGAGUGAAUCAGAUAAUUGGCAAAAUAAAGAUUUGGCGAUUUAUUUAUUUAGUUCAUUAGCAUCCAAAGGAUCUAUAACUAAUAUUGGGGUUACUUCUACCAAUAUGUUGGUGGAUGUGGUGAAAUUUUUCAGUGAAAAUAUUGCUAAUGAUUUAAUGGUUGAAUCUACCCAUCCUAUCUUAAUCAUGGAUUCGAUUAAAUAUAUUUUGAAUUUCCGUAAUCAAUUAACUAAAGAUCAAUUAUUAUCGGUGUUUAAGAUCCUUGUUAACCAUUUAACUAAUGCAAAUCCUGUCAUUUAUACUUAUUCAUCCAUUACUAUUGAGAAAUUAUUAACUAUGACCAAUUUUAAUGAAAACCAUGAACUUAUUUUCAAUAAAUAUGACUUACAACCUUAUUUAAAUGAUUUAUUGACUAACACAUUCAAAUUAUUACCUAUAGAUUCAAGUUAUCCUCCUGAAAAAUUAUCAGAAAAUGAAUUUUUGAUCAAAUUGGUGAUGAGAAUCUUAGACACUUCAAAAGAUUUGAUUUCAAAAGAUUUCAAAAUGAUCAUUUUAAAUCAAUUAUUAAGCAUUUUGAAAAUCAUCUAUAAAAAUCCAUCAAAUCCUAAAUUCAAUCAUUUCAUUUUCGAAAGUUUAGGAUUAAUAAUCAAAUAUUCACCUAAUGAAAUCAAUGAAUUGAUUGAUUUAAUGGUACCUAACUUAUUGGUGAUUUUGAAUGAAGACGUUCAAGAAUUUGUUCCUUAUAGUUUCCAAAUUCUUGCAUACCUCUUGGAAAAUUCUAAAGGUAAUGAAUUACCCUCACAAUAUAAAUCAUUCAUUAAACCUUUAAUGUCACCAAAUUUAUGGCAAUAUAAAGGUAAUAUCCCUGGUAUUACUAGAUUAUUAAUAGCUAUCAUUGAAUAUGACUAUAAAGUGUUUAGUCAAGAAUUCUUAACUCCAUUAUUGGGAAUUUUCCAAAAAUUAAUUGCAUCAAAAGUCAAUGAAACUUAUGGAUUUGAUCUUUUGGAAUCAAUUUUAUUAAAUUUUGAUUUAUCUAUUUUACAAGAUAGUUUGAAAACUAUCGCUAUUUUAAUACUUACAAGAUUGAAGAAUUCCCGUACUGAUAAAUUCUUGAAAAGAUUCAUUAUAUUUGUAUUCUCAAUAUGUUCAAUCCCUUCUUCAACAACCAUUCAAAAAUCUUUAAAUGGGGAUUUAAUCAUAAAUUUACUCAAUUUACCUCAACCAGGAGUAUUUGAUGGAUUAUUGACUAAUUUGAUCUUACCUAAUUUACUUAACUUUGCUAAUUUGAAAGAUAAGAAGAUUAUUUUAGUAGGAUUACUGGAAUUAUUGACCACUUCCAUUUCUGAUAAUUUGAAAAUUUUGGUUAUUGAACAAAUCGUUAAGAAUAUUAAAAAUUAUCAAUUAGUAACAAAGACUAAUGUUACUACUGAUGUAGUAAAUUUACCAUUAAAUGAAUUGGAUUUAGAUAUGGGAUCUUUCGGAUCGAAUUAUUCUAAAUUGGUAACCAUUCAAAGUGAAGUAUUUGAUCCUUUAUCAAGUAUCCCUAAUAAUGGUUUUGAUCAAAUAAAGAAUAGUGUGGUGAAUAAUAUCAAGAAAGUUAAUGUUGAGGUAUUGAGUCAAUUACCUCAAGAUGUUCAAAAUGCUUUACAAGAGAUGAUUUAG